Enhydra lutris kenyoni (northern sea otter) is the source of this 1688-nucleotide messenger RNA. Its product is annotated as HORMA domain containing 1. The transcript is spliced from 14 exons. NCBI's taxonomy places the organism in Eukaryota, Metazoa, Chordata, Mammalia, Carnivora, Mustelidae. The coding region runs from base 285 to 1472 and encodes 395 amino acids. The record is from RefSeq and is a predicted model, not a curated record.
CACAACACCCUCACAGACACACCCAGAACAAAAAACUUAAGAUUACUUUAAAGAGUUUGGCAAGGGUAGUUUUCAUUACUUAAUACCUACCUAACUGUAACCAUGUAGUCAAUGCUUGAAUACAUUGAUUUGUUUAUGUAAAAUUUAUUUACAUGAAAUUAUUCACAUAAAAAAGUCUGACUUUACAUGUAAUAAGCUAGAAUGUUAGGGAUAAAAAUAAAAUCUGAAGUUAAAGCUUUUAUUUGUGUCAUAAGGUUGAAUUAAAGGAAAAACUUUAUCCGAAGAUGGCCACUGCACAAUUGCAAAGAACUUCCAUGAGUGCAUUGGUGUUUCCCAAUAAGAUAUCAACAGAGCAACAGUCUUUAGUGUUAGUGAAGAGGCUCCUAGCAGUUUCAGUAUCCUGUAUCACAUAUUUGAGAGGAAUAUUUCCUGAAUGUGCUUAUGGAACAAGAUACCUAGAUGAUCUUUGUGUCAAAAUUCUGAGAGAAGAUAAAAACUGUCCAGGAUCUACACAGUUAGUGAAGUGGAUGCUAGGAUGCUAUGAUGCUUUGCAAAAAAAAUACCUAAGGAUGGUUGUUCUAGCUGUAUACACCAAUCCAGAAGACCCUCAGACAAUUUCAGAAUGUUAUCAAUUUAAAUUCAAGUACACUAGUAAUGGACCAAUCAUGGACUUCAUAAGUAAAAACCAAAACAGUGAAUCUAGUAUGUCAUCUGCUGACACCAAGAAAGCAAGUAUUCUCCUGAUUCGCAAGAUUUAUAUUCUAAUGCAAAAUCUGGGACCUUUACCUAAUGAUGUUUGUUUGACCAUGAAACUUUUCUACUACGAUGAAGUUACACCCCCAGACUACCAACCUCCUGGUUUUAAGGAUGGUGAUUGUGAAGGAGUGAUAUUUGAAGGGGAGCCUAUGUACUUAAAUGUGGGAGAAGUCCCAACACCUUUUCACACCUUCAAAGUAAAAGUAACUACUGAAAAAGAACGAAUGGAAAAUAUUGAUUCAGCUAUAUUAUCACCAAAACAAUUAAAAACACCACUUCAAAAAAUUCUCAUGGACAAAGAUGAUAUAGAAGAUGAACAGGAGCAUUAUAUAAGUGAUGAUUUUGACCUUGAGACUAAAAUGGAAGAGCAGAAAAAAAACCCCAGAUCUUCUGAACUUGGAGAACCAAAUUUAGUUUGUGAGGAAGAUGAAAUUAUGAGGUCUAAAGAAAGUCUAGAUCUUUCAAUUUCUCAUUCUCAGGUUGAACAGUUAGUCUGUAAAACAUCCGAACUUGAUGUGUCUGAAAGCAAAACAAGAAGUGGAAAAAUCUUUCAGAAUAAAAUGGCUAAUGGAAAUCAACCAGUAAAAUCUUCUAAAGAAAAUCGGAAGAGAAGUCAACUUGAACGUGGGAGAACAGUCCUUCAUCACUUUGAUUCUUCUAGUCAAGAGUCAGUGCCAAAAAGAAGAAAGUUUAGUGAACCAAAGGAGCAUAUAUAAAAAUUAAUUUUUUCUUCUGCAUGUUUGUGAAGUUCUCAACAUUUCAACUACUGGACAAUGUAUUACUAUUUUAACGUGUGUUUGCCAUGUGAAAAUUUAUACAUUGUGUUAAGCAGUUAGUACAAAAAUAAAUUUUUAGCUGUCAUAUUGUGAUCCUUAAUCUUAUCUGAGACAAUGCAAGAGAACUUUUGGAUAAAACCAAAAAUACCAGUGUCA